This is a messenger RNA of Polyodon spathula (Mississippi paddlefish), 1993 nucleotides long. It is a transcript of the gene lyl1, whose product is annotated as LYL1 basic helix-loop-helix family member. NCBI's taxonomy places the organism in Eukaryota, Metazoa, Chordata, Actinopteri, Acipenseriformes, Polyodontidae. The transcript is spliced from 3 exons. Gene Ontology annotation, biological process: regulation of transcription by RNA polymerase II. Gene Ontology annotation, molecular function: protein dimerization activity; DNA-binding transcription factor activity, RNA polymerase II-specific; RNA polymerase II cis-regulatory region sequence-specific DNA binding. The record is from RefSeq and is a predicted model, not a curated record. Bases 201 to 1019 code for a protein of 272 amino acids.
AAGAGACAGGUGGCACGCCUCAGCCCCAGGAGGCGAGCUCUCCUAGAGAUGACGCCUCUGCCAGCUGCGAGGAAGCAUCUGAGCCCGUUUCCACGGAAACUGUCUCCUCAGCCAAUCGGCGAGGGCUUGCGUCGCUCCCGCCCAACGUGCCAGUCAUCAGCCUGGGGCACAGCAAGCCCCCUCCUCCUGCCAGCCGAUGCAUGCCCGCUACCAAACUCGCUGCCCUGCACCCCAUCCCUUCUCUGUGCCCGGCGGAAGGUAGAGGUCAGCAUGCCAGCCCUCAGACUCACCCUAUUUCAGCCAUGGCACCCCACUUGCUGCCUCAGUACCUGCCUGGGCACCCCUUUCUCAACAGUGGCUACCUGGGAUCUGCUGGCACCUUUGGCGUGUUCUCCAGCCGCGGCAUCAAGAGACGGCCCUUCACUCACUUUGAGGUCGAUAUUUCAGAAGGUGUGUGUCUUCCAGGUCCUCCUCAGAAGAUGGCUCGCCGGGUCUUCACAAACAGCCGGGAGCGCUGGAGGCAGCAGAAUGUCAACGGAGCCUUCUCCGAGCUGCGCAAACUCAUCCCCACCCACCCGCCCGACAAGAAACUCAGCAAGAACGAGAUACUGAGGCUGGCCAUGAAAUACAUCAACUUCCUGGUCAAGCUGCUCAAUGACCAGGCCUCCAACCAGGCUAGGGGAGGGGAGACCGAGCAGCAGGAGGAGGAGGUGGAGGGGACGACAGUGACGGGACACCCCAAGAAGAAAGCCCCUCGUUCCCUUGAACCCCAAACGGACUCCGAUCGCGCCUCCAUGUCCCCUAAACUGGGUCUCAAACCAGGCCUAGUGGGAGGCCUCCGAGGCAGAGACUCUUCGGAUUCCGUGGUUGCCAUGGAAACCUCGCCCAGCUCCAGUUGCUAUGGCGACACAGGCAGCCCGGAGAGUGAGGAAGGGGCGGAGCCGAGACAUUUGGUCAGCAAUGGACUUGAAGUGAAGGAGCAGACCCUUCUUGCAACCUCUGUCAGUGACCACCGGUGACUUAAUCAAUGAAACAAUAAAGAAUAAUAAUAAGAACAAUAAUAAUAAAGCAAGUAAUGAAUAAUAUUUAGGAAGCGGGGCUCAUGAGAGUCACUAGGAACCUGCUUCUUUUUUGUUGUGUGGAGUUGUUGUUUGUUUUAUUGGAAGCUUUGAAACCUCUUCUAAAGGUCUUAAACUCGGAAACCUACUCAUGAUGUGUCUCCACCACAGCAAUGGUCUCUUUCUGAUGGCCACAGUGCACUAAGCAAGCCCCCAACACAUAUAGGACUGAGAACAUGGUAGCAUUGUGAUUGCUCCCUUCUGGGCAUGCCUGUGUUGCAGAAAUGCUAGCUGGCAGGUUUGACCUGUAAAGGAGUUUGCAAACACACCCUUCGACCUUCCCCUUGAAGCUUGCCUGGGUCGGGCUGACCCACAUGGAUCACUUCCGUCUGUUUCCAUGAGCAGUUUGAAAAGGGUGUCGAGCGGUCUGAGGAUUCAUGUGAUGUCAUUCUGAUGUUAUAAAUCAUGUGUGAGAAAUCAACCAAUUACGGUUAAGGCUUUGUCCGAAUUCGAGUAAGUCUUGUCUUGGGUUGUCCCAUUGCAUCUUGUGCAGUUUGGGCAAGAAAACCAGACUGGACAAGAUAACACCUGCUAUAAUGAACUAGAAACACCCUGUGCGUAUUAACUUGCAAUUGGUAAGCGCUCUCUGUACAGCGUUAUAAUCUCUGUAAAUGUAUAUAUCCUUGCAACACCUUGUGCUUAGCGAUCCAGCGUCAAAUAGAUCUUGGAAACUAUCUUGAAUUGAGUUGUUUAAUUUAGUUUGAAACUUUGUUUCCCAUGCAUUGUACUUGUUAUACCAACGAAGCGUUCCUUGAAUGUUCAUAGAGAGCUUGGAUUAAUUCACUCAUGAGGAGAGCAAUAAAACAUCCCACUAGCUCACUUUGUGGGCUCAUCGGUAUGCCUCGUUCAUGGAAUAUCUUUACCGCUCCGCGGCU